Arabis nemorensis is the source of this 2940-nucleotide messenger RNA. The record is from the annotation of a GenBank genome assembly. NCBI's taxonomy places the organism in Eukaryota, Viridiplantae, Streptophyta, Magnoliopsida, Brassicales, Brassicaceae.
AUGGCACCUAGACAAGUACCAAAGUCAAGGAAAGCUGGGUCUAGCAAGUUAAAGCCUGCUGGUUCUCCUGCCUCUUCAACAACCUCGUCCUCAAAACCUUAUCCAGAGACAUCUGUGGAUAGCCAUAACUCCCCUACUUCUUCAUCUGCUCGAAGCAAGCCUCACUUACACAAUACAGGGAGGGUAUCAUUGCAUACUGCUUCGCAGUCCAAAGAAAAUGUCACUGUGACAGUUCGUUUUCGUCCACUCAGUCCAAGAGAAAUCCGCCAAGGGGAGGAGAUUGCAUGGUAUGCAGAUGGGGAAACAAUUGUGCGGAAUGAGCAUAAUCAGUCAAUAGCUUAUGCCUAUGAUCGUGUUUUUGGGCCUACAACGACAACACGCCAUGUCUAUGAUGUUGCUGCUCAGCAUGUCGUUAAAGGUGCUAUGGAGGGGACCAAUGGGACCAUUUUUGCAUACGGAGUGACAAGCAGUGGAAAAACUCACACCAUGCAUGGUGACCAAAGAUCUCCUGGUAUCAUACCAUUAGCCGUGAAAGAUGCUUUCAGCAUUAUACAAGAGACACCAAGGCGAGAAUUUCUCCUACGUGUUUCCUACUUAGAAAUUUAUAAUGAGGUUGUCAAUGAUUUACUGAACCCAGUAGGACAAAAUUUGAGGAUAAGAGAAGAUGAGCAGGGAACCUUUAUUGAAGGGAUUAAAGAAGAAGUUGUGUUAUCCCCUGCUCAUGCGCUUUCUCUUAUAGCAGCUGGAGAAGAGCACCGACAUAUUGGAUCCACAUGUUUUAAUUUGCUCAGCAGCCGGAGCCAUACAAUGUUUACCCUGACCAUAGAGAGUAGUCCCUUGGGUGACAAUAAUGAAGGUGCUGCUAUACACCUCUCGCAGCUGAACCUCAUUGACCUGGCAGGUUCCGAGAGCUCAAAGGCUGGAACCAGUGGUUUAAGGCGCAAGGAAGGGUCUUAUAUAAAUAAAAGUUUGCUGACUUUAGGGACUGUAAUAUCAAAGCUUACAGAUAAGAAGGCUAGUCACGUACCAUACAGGGACUCUAAAUUAACCAGGCUGCUGCAGUCCUCAUUGAGUGGUCAUGGACGUGUAUCUCUCAUAUGUACAUUGACACCUGCAUCAAGUAACUCCGAAGAAACACAUAACACAUUGAAAUUUGCCCAUCGUGCAAAGCAUAUCGAGAUUCAAGCCGCGCAGAACAAGAUAAUUGAUGAGAAAUCACUAAUCAAGAAGUACCAACAUGAGAUUCUCCAACUCAAGGAGGAGUUGGAACAGCUUAGGAAAGGAAUUAAACCAGUUUCUCAGCUAAAGGGUAUUAGUGAAGAUGAUAUUGUUCUCCUGAAACAGAAACUAGAAGAAGAGGAAGAUGCUAAAGCAGCUCUCUUGGGUCGAAUCCAACGGCUGACAAAAUUAAUUCUCGUGUCUAGUAAAACUCCACAAACAUCACGGGUUUCUUAUCGUGUUGAUCCUCGGAGGCGACACUCAUUUGGAGAAGAAGAGCUUGCUUACCUACCAUACAAGAGGCGGGACUUGAUGGAUGAUGAGAACCUUGAAUUUUAUGUUUCUCGUGAAGGCAAUACUGAGAUUAUGGAUGAUGCAUUUAAAGAAGAAAAGAAGACCAGGAAGCAUGGACUGUUGAAUUGGUUGAAAAUUAAGAAAAAAGACAACAGUUUGGGGGAAUCUAGCAUCAGCGACAAAUCGAGUGCGGUCAAGUCCAACAGUACACCGUCAACUCCUCAAGGGGAAGGCGGUAAUUCUCAUUCAGAAUCAAGACAUUCAGAUGGCUCACCAUUGAAGAAUAAACUCUUAGAGCCUACGGAAGAUAAAGAAGCUCACAGAGACAGUUUUCAUGAGGCAGAGACACCUGAGACUAGAAUAAAAAUGAUCGACCAGAUGGAAAUACUGAGGGAACAGCAAAAGAUUUUAACUGAGGAGAUGGCACUACAAUCAAAGUCUAUUAAACGGUUGUCAGAAGAGGCUGCCAAAGCCCCUCAAAAUGAAGAAAUUAAAGCGGAGAUUAAAAUCCUCAAUGGCGACAUCAAAGCAAAGAACGAUCAGAUUGCUACGUUGGGAAAACAAAUUUUGGAUUUUGUUAUGGAAUCACAUGAUGCAUUGGAGAAAUCUGAUAUCGUGCAGGCUGUUUCUGAAAUGAGGGCUCAACUAAAUGAGAAAUGUUUUGAACUCGAGGUUAAGGCUGCAGAUAAUCGCAUCAUUCAGGAACAACUCAACGAAAAGACAUGUGUAUGUGAAGCGUUGCAAGAAGAGGUUGCAAACCUAAAGCAGCAGCUCUCUGACGCCUUGGAACUGGGAGAUAUCAGCUCGGUCAAAAGUCACUUGCAACAAUCGUCUGAAACCGCAAACAAAAAUGAGGAAAAAGUCAUUCAAGCGCAGGCAUUUGAGAUUGAGAAGCUUAAGCUGAAAGCUGCAGAUCUAAGUGACUUGGCGGAACAACUAGAAAUCCAAAAUAAGAAACUUGCUGAAGAGAGUUCAUAUGCGAAAGGGCUUGCUUCAGCGGCUGCUGUUGAGCUGAAGGCAUUGUCUGAGGAAGUUGCAAGACUUAUGAAUCAGAAUGAGAGGCUAGCAGCUGAUCUGGCAGGAUCGCAUAAGAGCUCCGUUACACCACGAGGCAAGACAGGAAACCUGAGGAAUGGAAGGAAAGAGAGUCUUACGAAGCGGAAAGAGCAAGACAGCUUGUCGUUGGAAUUGAAGAGAGAACUUAACAUGGCCAAGGAACGUGGAAUUUCGUUUGAAGCUGCUUUAGUUGAGAAAGUUCAAAAAGAAGCGGAGCUACAAAGAACAGUAGAAGAGUCAAAACAAAGAGAAGCAUAUCUAGAGAAUGAACUUGCUAAUAUGUGGGUUCUUGUUGCCAAGUUGAGGAAAUCUCAAGGAGCUACUUUAGAUAUAUCUGACUCAAUAUCAGACAUCGAUCAUCUUGGGACUUAA